Messenger RNA from Heterobilharzia americana, 1482 nucleotides. Lineage: Eukaryota; Metazoa; Platyhelminthes; Trematoda; Strigeidida; Schistosomatidae. The record is from the annotation of a GenBank genome assembly.
AUGAAAACGUAUGCAUUAGACAAAUCAAGUUAUUUGUCAAGAAUCGAGCGCCAUUUACAGGAAAAUGAGAGAGAAGUCGCACAGUUGAAAGAAGAAGUAAAUGAUAUCCGAUCUAGAUCUUAUGAUUUACUGUCUGACUGCCCGCAUGACAAGACGAAUGCUGUCAAAAAUCUUGAGGAACAAAUAGAAAAUUUAAGAGAAGAACUGAAAUAUGAGUCGAUGCUUCGCUCAAGAAUUGAAGAAGAGCUGAAUGUUUCUCUGAACGAAAUAAGAUUUUACCGCACGUCUACUGCAGAUGAAAUUGCAUACCAGAAAGAAAGCAAGAUGGGGUUGUGGUAUGAAGAGUUUACAACCAACCUUUUGAAUGACUUAAGAGCUCUAAUAAACACUUAUUUGUCAGCAUCAUCGGACGAACAAACAAAUGUGAAGGAAAUCAUCUUUCAGAGAAAACAAUCCAAUGAACCAUUGAUCGGUUUUGGGAAGUUGCGAGAAAUUGCCAAUGACUUCAAGAUUGAAGUGGCCGAAAUUUGUAUGCGCAGUGAAAAUGCUAUUAAAUCACUAGCUGAAUUAGAACAUAAGCACUCUGUACUUCAAAAACAAUACAAUGGAUCACACCAGUUGACUGAAGAUGCAUUAAAUAAGGUGGCUGAGUUAAUAUCCCUGAGCGAAACACUAACCAAAGAACGUGAUGAAGCAAUAGAAUGUAAAGAAAAUGCUGAAAGUGAACUUCAACAGCUUCGACUUGUAAUCGAUAAAUUAGUUGAUGAAUCUGGUCAACGUACGCGUGAAGAAGUGGAUAAGGUACGCUUGAAAGCAAAUGAAACUAUUGAAAAAUUAUUGAGUGAGUUACAUCACAUGGAAAAGGAACGUUGUCAAUUGGCUAUUCAAUUAGAAUGCUGUAAAUCAAACACUUUUGGUGAUCAUGUCAAUGGAAUAAAUAAUUUGGAUGAUUCCCAAUUAGAUUCUACUAGAAAACGUGCUAUAGAAGCUGAAAAAUCCUGUGAUGAAUUGAAAAUACAGUUGGAAGCAGAACGAAGCACUAAAGAACGGUUAAUUGCAUCGAAACAGAGUGAAAUCGAAUUAUUGAAUGAAAAGAAUAAAUUGCUUAUGGAAAGCUUGGAGCAGGCUGAAUCACAAUUUAAACAAAAUCAAGAUUCUUUUCAAAGAGAAAAUAAAGCCUUAUUGUAUGCAGAUAUUAAAUUAAACAAUUUAAAAAGGCAACUGGAAUCUGUACAAAAAAAUGCCCAACAUCAAAUUCAUUUAGUUAAACAGUCUAUGAAAAUUCAAGAAGCUGAAUAUAAAUUUAAAAUUGAAACACUAGAAAAAGUAAAUCAGCUAAGUGAUGAAAAAUGGCGCAAUUUAUUAGAUAAACAGCAGAAAUUAUCAUUACAAUGGAGAAAAGAGGCAGAGGAGUUGGCUAAUCAGCUUGAAGAACAAGCCAAUGCAUUUAGAAGAGAAAUGGAAAAAUAUCACAGGAAAUGA